This is a messenger RNA of Salvia splendens (bonfire salvia), 1632 nucleotides long. Its product is annotated as DNA replication licensing factor MCM4. The record is from RefSeq and is a predicted model, not a curated record. Gene Ontology annotation, molecular function: single-stranded DNA helicase activity; single-stranded DNA binding; ATP binding. Lineage: Eukaryota; Viridiplantae; Streptophyta; Magnoliopsida; Lamiales; Lamiaceae. Bases 111 to 1625 code for a protein of 504 amino acids. Gene Ontology annotation, biological process: double-strand break repair via break-induced replication; mitotic DNA replication initiation; DNA strand elongation involved in DNA replication. The transcript is spliced from 14 exons. Gene Ontology annotation, cellular component: nucleus; MCM complex.
UUCUGCAAACAACUAUGCCAUUUCCCUCGCCCUAACCGCUCUCUCUCAUCUCUUUCUCUCACUAUAAUUUCAGAUCACCGUAGCAUACUUUCGUUCGCACGCCCUAGAUCAUGGCCUCCGAUUCUUCUCCUGUCAACACGCCUGACGGGUUCUCCCUUGCAUUCGUGACGUUAUGUCUACUGGAAUACUUAUUUCUUGAAUUUGGUCAGACACAGAGGACAGUGAAGUCAAUUUUCAAGACUUACAUUGAUUGUCUUCAUCUAAAGACGACGGAUAAGUCAAGAAUGGAUGUACAGGAUCCAAUGGAAACUGAAAAUGAAGCAAGCACUGGGGACGAUGAUUCAACUCAGAAAUCUGAAAUCAAUGUGGAGCAAUUAAAAGAACUAUUGAAACAGCCUGAUAUAUAUGAAAAAUUGACUAGGUCUUUGGCGCCAAACAUAUGGGAGUUGGAUGACGUAAAGAGAAGCCAUCUUUGCCAGCUUUUUGGAGGGAAUGCAUUGAAGUUGCCAUCUGGUGCUAGCUUCAGAGGUGAUAUAAAUAUUCUCCUUGUUGGAGAUCCUGGAACCAGUAAAUCGCAGCUUCUCCAGUACAUUUAUAAGCUCUCUCCUCGUGGUAUAUACACUAGUGGGAGAGGAAGCUCUGCUGUGGGGCUAACUGCUUAUGUGGCGAAGGAUCCUGAGACUGGUGAAACCGUCCUAGAGAGUGGAGCCUUGGUUUUGAGUGAUAGAGGCAUAUGUUGCAUCGAUGAAUUUGACAAAAUGUCUGACAAUGCAAGGAGCAUGUUACACGAGGUGAUGGAGCAGCAAACUGUUUCAAUUGCGAAGGCUGGAAUAAUUGCUUCCCUAAAUGCAAGAACUUCAGUGCUGGCUUGUGCCAACCCAAUUGGUUCACGCUAUAACCCUCGCUUGUCAGUGAUUGAAAAUAUCAACCUUCCUCCUACUUUAUUGUCUAGGUUUGAUCUGAUCUAUUUGAUUCUUGACAAGGCUGAUGAGGAGACAGAUAGGCGUCUGGCGAAGCACAUUGUGGCAUUACACUUCGAAAAUCCUAAUAGUUCCCAGCAUGAUGUCAUUGACUUGCCAACCUUGACUGCUUAUGUAAACUAUGCACGAAAACAUAUACACGCACAGUUAUCAGAUGAAGCUGCAGAGGAGUUGACAAGAGGGUAUGUCGAGAUGAGAAAAAAAGGAAAUUUCCCAGGAAGCAGCAAAAAGGUCAUAACUGCAACCCCAAGGCAAAUUGAAAGUUUGAUACACCUCAGUGAGGGCUUGGCCCGCAUUCGUUUCUCGGAAUUGGUUGAGAAGUCGGGUGUAAUAGAAGCUUUUAGGCUUCUCGAGGUGGCAAUGCAACAGUCUGCAACAGACCAUUCGACCGGAACCAUUGAUAUGGACCUGAUCACGACUGGAGUAUCCGCAAGUGAAAGAAUGAGGCGGGAGAAUCUGGUGUUGGCCACAUGCAGCCUCGUUCUGGACAAGUUGACAAUCGGAGGGUCGUCUGCUCGCUUGAUGGAGUUAUUGGAAGAGUUGAAGAAGCAGAAUCUGGGUGGUGCUGAGGUGCACCUUAGUGAUCUUCGAACUGCAUUGUCGACUCUUUCAGCUGAAGGCUUGCUCGUUGUGAAGAGAAUUUAGAAUGUUG